Molecule: messenger RNA, 906 nt
Organism: Dendroctonus ponderosae (mountain pine beetle)
Lineage: Eukaryota; Metazoa; Arthropoda; Insecta; Coleoptera; Curculionidae
Product: putative nuclease HARBI1
Exons: 4
Coding region: 165-839 (224 amino acids)
Source: RefSeq, a predicted model, not a curated record
AGAAAUUUAUUUCAUAAAUUAAAUAAAAGUGUAUAAAACAUUUUGAUAUUUAUUUUAAAUUAAAUAAAUAAACGGGAAAUUGAACAAACCGUUCGGGUACUGUGUGAUUCGUUGUGAUUUAUUUACGAAGAUAUUUGCUACUUUUCGUUCAACUUCGUCUCCAAAUGGAUCUUCAUGACCUUUUACUCAAUGACGAUUUAGAUUUUUUGGAGAUUAUUGAAUAUGGGUAUCCAAGAAGGAUUUAUGAUAGAGCAGAGCCUUAUCUGAAUUUGGACAACUUGUCCUUUUUCAGAAAAUUUCGCUUGACAAAACCUACAGUUUUAAAUUUAUUAUACGAAAUAGAAUCUCUCCUUGAGUUUCCGAACGAUUUAAAUAACAGCAUUUCUCCAAUAAACCAACUGUUGACAUGUAUGCGAUAUUAUGCCAGCGCUGGACAUAUAACUAGUGUCGCAGAUUUCAUGGGCAGGCAUGUUUCUACAGCCUCAAGAAUAAUUCUUAGAGUAUCAGAAGCACUAUGCACUUUAUCUGAUAGGUAUAUAAAAAUGCCCAGUAAUGCUGAACUUGUUAAUGUACCACAGCAGUUUUACCAACAGGCUUUGUUUCCCAGAGUUAUUGGAUGCGUUGAUGGAACCCAUAUAAAAAUUCAAUCUCCAGGAGGAGAGGACCCCGAAGUUUUCCGAAACAGAAAGGGGUAUUUUUACAUUAACACUCAAGUCGUUUGCGAUAGCAACCUAAAAAUCAUGGAUUUGGUGGCAAGGUGGCCGGGAUCUACACAUGAUGCCACCAUUUUUAUGAAUUGUGCAUUGAAGGAAAUUAUUUUCCAAAUUCUCUGUUACUAGGUGAUUCCGGAUACCCUUUAAAAUCAUACUUGCUAACCCCAUUGGCUAAUACUGGAACUAGGACUGA